Molecule: messenger RNA, 1469 nt
Organism: Hyaena hyaena (striped hyena)
Lineage: Eukaryota; Metazoa; Chordata; Mammalia; Carnivora; Hyaenidae
Gene: DUSP28
Product: dual specificity phosphatase 28
Exons: 2
Coding region: 102-659 (185 amino acids)
Biological process (GO): protein dephosphorylation
Cellular component (GO): cytoplasm
Molecular function (GO): protein tyrosine/serine/threonine phosphatase activity
Source: RefSeq, a predicted model, not a curated record
GGUCCUGCGGACGCCCCGGCGGCCUUUAGGACCCAGGGGUUCCCGGGGGUCCGCCCGGCCGCCCAAACUAGACGCGCGGGCCGGGUGCCCGAGCGCCGGUCAUGGACGCAGGGGGACCCGGCCGCUGUGGGGCCCGCGGGGCCGCCUCGCCCGCGCCGCCGCCCUUCGCGCGCGUCGCCCCGUCACUUUUCCUCGGGAGUGCGCGCGCCGCGGCCGCGCCGGAGCUGCUGGCACGCGCGGGCGUCACCCUGUGCGUCAACGUCUCGCGUCAGCAGCCCGGCCCGCGCGCGCCCGGCGUCGCCGAGCUGCGCGUGCCCGUGUUCGACGACCCGGCCGAGGACCUGCUGACGCACCUGGAGCCCACGUGCGCCGCCAUUGAGGCCGCGGUGCGCGCCGGCGGCGCCUGCCUGGUCUACUGCAAGAACGGCCGCAGCCGCUCGGCCACCGUGUGCACCGCCUACCUCAUGCGGCACCGCGGUCUCAGCUUGGCGCGGGCCUUCCAGGCGGUGAAGAGUGCCCGCCCGGUGGCCGAGCCCAACCCGGGCUUCUGGUCUCAGCUCCAGAGGUACGAGGAGGCGCUGCAGUCCCAGUCCCGCCAGCCCGGGGGGCCCUCCGGACGGUGCCCCCGGAGGAGAGAAGAGCUCCGGAACGAGCCCUAGGCCUCCAGCCCGUGGAGAUGACCCAGCCCCCAGAGCAGGGCGCGUGGAGCCGAAGGCAGUUCAGGCGCUGCCCGGAGGAGGGUCUUUCUCCUCCUCUCUCGCUGCCGCUCGGAGUUUCCAUUUCCUGCAUCUUCCUGAAAUGCAGCUCUAGUGUUUGUCCUUUUGACGGUACUGCAGGGGUGUGUCCACCUACGAGGGGACUGGAAUCCCCUCCUUGGUCAGGUUUAUCAGACAGGGCUUGGUCCGGAAAAUCAACACCACUUGAGGAAUUUUAGGCAGAAAGGUAUUUAAUACAGAGAGCAAGGCCAGGGAGCCAAGGUCAGGAGAUGGGAGGUACAGGGGUCCUGGAGACCCAGCCCCCCGCCCCCGUCCUGACCCCUGGAGCACUCCGGGGCUGCUGGCAGAGGCUGCGCCUGCCACCUGUUCAGGCCUCGGGGGCUCUUCCCAAACCUCACACUGGCCCCAUCUCAGAAUCCGGCACGGGACCCAGACGCGUAGUUACUACAGUGCACGGGCCAGGGUGUGAGGCUGGGUGACAGACAGCCUCGCAGGGGCACCCUUGUGCUCUCGGCGCCUGUGGCCACCCCCAAUCUUACCGACAGCCUAACGUCCUGCAGCCUCCAUCGUCUGAAGGACACAGUGGCCACCUGUGAGCGUGUCGAUUCCUCUUUUGGGUCAGACGCCCCUCACCUGGUUCCUAUGGCCUAAAGAUUAUACUAGAAAACUAAUCACCAUACGGCACCUGGUGACUCAGUCAGUUAAGCGUCCGGACUCUUGAUUUCAUCUCAGGUCGUGAUCUCACAGUUCUUG